UCAAAGCGGUGAAGCAAAGGUGAGCGGGGUGCAGCGACUAGGGCCGGGCCCUUUCGCUCCGGUCGCCGGUGAGGGCCGCGGGGCGCAGGCGGGCCGAGUCCGGCGGAACGGGUUCACGGCCGACCGCCGCGAGGGCUGCCGCUGCGCCAAGGGGCGGCGGUGGGGGGAUCCGCGGAGCUCCGCCUGCCCCGGCCCGCUGCUCUCUGCCCCUUGACGUGGCGCGGACGCUCCCAUCAGCCAUGUUGCCUGCGUCGGCAGCGCGGGGGAGGCUGCGUGCGUGUGGGGGAGAGCGAGAGAGGCGGCGGCGGCGGCCGGGACGUGGGUGAUUAAACACAGAAGUUGACCAUGACAACCUUCCUGGAAUUUAUCCAGCAGAAUGAGGACAGAGAUGGAGUUCGAUUCAGCUGGAAUGUUUGGCCUUCAAGCCGUCUUGAAGCCACAAGAAUGGUGGUCCCAGUGGCCGCCCUCUUCACGCCACUGAAGGAACGGCCAGACCUGCCUCCUAUCCAGUAUGAGCCAGUUCUGUGCAGUAGGACCACGUGCCGAGCUGUUCUGAAUCCAUUAUGCCAAGUGGAUUAUCGAGCAAAACUCUGGGCUUGUAACUUCUGUUAUCAGAGAAAUCAGUUUCCUCCUACCUAUGCUGGCAUAUCUGAAAUGAAUCAGCCAGCUGAACUUUUGCCUCAGUUCUCCAGUAUUGAAUACGUAGUACAGCGUGGUCCUCAGAUGCCAUUAAUAUUUCUUUAUGUUGUGGACACAUGCAUGGAAGAUGAGGACUUGCAAGCUCUGAAGGAAUCCAUGCAAAUGUCUCUUAGUCUUCUGCCACCAACUGCAUUAGUAGGUCUCAUUACCUUUGGUCGAAUGGUUCAAGUUCAUGAGCUCGGCUGUGAAGGAAUAUCCAAAAGUUAUGUGUUCAGAGGAACAAAGGACCUAUCUGCAAAACAGCUUCAGGAAAUGCUAGGGCUUACAAAAGUAGCUGUUUCACAAGUUGGUCGGGGUCCUCAAGUGCAGCAGCCACCACCUUCUAACAGGUUUUUGCAACCAGUGCAGAAAAUUGAUAUGAAUCUUACUGAUCUUUUGGGUGAAUUGCAACGGGAUCCUUGGCCUGUUCCACAGGGAAAACGGCCCUUACGUUCUUCUGGAGUGGCUCUUUCUAUAGCUGUAGGACUCCUGGAGUGCACUUUCCCUAACACUGGUGCGCGUAUAAUGAUGUUCAUUGGAGGACCAGCCACCCAAGGACCUGGCAUGGUUGUAGGGGAUGAAUUGAAGUUACCUAUAAGAUCAUGGCAUGACAUUGAAAAAGACAAUGCCAAAUAUGUUAAAAAGGGUACUAAGCAUUUCGAAGCCCUGGCUAAUCGGGCUGCCACAAAUGGUCAUGUUAUUGACAUAUAUGCGUGUGCAUUGGAUCAGACUGGUCUUCUGGAGAUGAAGUGUUGUCCCAACUACACUGGAGGCUACAUGGUAAUGGGAGACUCUUUCAAUACAUCUUUAUUCAAGCAAACCUUUCAGAGGGUAUUCACAAAAGAUAUGCAAGGCCAAUUUAAAAUGGGAUUUGGUGGCACAUUAGAAAUAAAGACUUCAAGAGAAGUAAAGAUUUCUGGAGCCAUUGGACCCUGUGUCUCCCUCAACUCUAAAGGACCUUGUGUCUCUGAAAAUGAGAUUGGAACAGGAGGUACUUGUCAGUGGAAGAUUUGUGGACUUAAUCCUACUACAACACUUGCACUGUACUUUGAGGUGGUCAACCAGCACAAUGCUCCCAUUCCUCAAGGAGGACGUGGCGCAAUCCAGUUUGUGACUCAGUACCAGCAUUCCAGUGGACAGAGACGUAUCAGAGUGACCACAGUUGCCAGAAAUUGGGCAGAUGCACAGACACAGAUUCAAAACAUUGCUGCAUCUUUUGACCAGGAGGCUGCUGCAAUUCUCAUGGCCAGAUUGGCAGUGUAUAGGGCAGAGACAGAAGAGGGGCCUGACGUGCUUAGGUGGCUGGACAGACAACUUAUACGACUGUGCCAGAAAUUUGGAGACUAUCAUAAAGAUGAUCCCAGCUCUUUCAGAUUUUCAGAAACAUUUUCACUUUACCCACAGUUUAUGUUUCACUUGAGAAGAUCUCCUUUCUUGCAAGUUUUUAACAACAGUCCGGAUGAGAGCUCCUACUAUCGUCAUCAUUUCAUGCGUCAAGAUCUAACCCAGUCGCUUAUCAUGGUCCAGCCAAUCCUUUAUGCCUACUCUUUCAAUGGACCUCCAGAGCCUGUUCUUCUGGAUAGCAGCAGCAUCUUACCAGAUCGCAUUCUCCUUAUGGACACCUUUUUCCAGAUCCUUAUUUAUCAUGGAGAGACCAUAGCUCAGUGGCGUAAAUCAGGUUACCAGGAUAUGCCAGAAUAUGAAAACUUCCACCACUUAUUGCAAGCUCCAAUAGAUGAUGCCCAAGAAAUUCUUCAUUCCAGAUUUCCAAUGCCCAGAUACAUUGAUACAGAGCAUGGAGGAAGCCAGGCUCGUUUCCUGCUUUCAAAAGUAAAUCCCUCUCAGACUCACAACAAUAUGUAUGCAUGGGGACAGGAGUCUGGAGCACCCAUUCUUACUGAUGACGUCAGCUUGCAAGUAUUUAUGGAUCAUCUGAAGAAACUUGCUGUCUCUAGUGCUGCCUGAGAUUCUGCAGUGCAUUAAAGGCACAGAUAAGCUGUAGCCAUAUUUCAGCUUUUUCUCCUUUAUCCUUUUCCAUGUCUCUCUUGACAGAAUGCUCUGAUAUGCACAAGCUGCCUGACUGGAUGUGAAAGAGUGUUUUCAAAGAAAAGCUUUUAUUAUCAGCAACUGCUGUAAUGUGAACUGCAGUUUGUAAAAAUGACAGGUAAUAGAUUAAGUUAUAAUUAGAGGAAAAAGGGCAGUCAUUUUGAUUACUCUGUUGCUAUAAUUACUCUGAGAUAAUUUAUAACAACUUUGGAGAUGUGAUUUCAGUUCCCAUUUGAAAUGGUUGAGGUGGAUUCUGCUGUGCACUACAAAGGCACGUUGAACAAUAAAGGAAAUCUUUGGUGAUGUCGGGCUUUCCAGACCGCCAUGUGAUUACUUUUGCUUACUUGAUUUGAGCACAAAGUGAACAAAGAAACAACAAAAAAGCAUACAAAACUAUAAAAGCAUCUAAAACUUAGUCUUUUGACCUAGGCUGCCAAGCUUUUCUUUCCUGCGGAGGUGUUAUUGUCUGUGCUCGUAGGAGUAUUUAAUUUCCCUUAGGAGAUUUUUUUCUUUCUUUAUUUCUCCACAAAGAAUUUGAAACUGAAAAAGUAAAAAAAAAAAAUGCUGU
Dryobates pubescens (Downy woodpecker) is the source of this 3292-nucleotide messenger RNA. RefSeq names its product SEC23 homolog A, COPII coat complex component (gene SEC23A). Gene Ontology annotation, cellular component: endoplasmic reticulum exit site; COPII vesicle coat. The record is from RefSeq and is a predicted model, not a curated record. The transcript is spliced from 20 exons. The coding region runs from base 346 to 2643 and encodes 765 amino acids. Gene Ontology annotation, molecular function: GTPase activator activity; zinc ion binding. Lineage: Eukaryota; Metazoa; Chordata; Aves; Piciformes; Picidae. Gene Ontology annotation, biological process: COPII-coated vesicle cargo loading; COPII-coated vesicle budding; intracellular protein transport.